CCAGGCCCGAGACCUUCUUCCCCUAUGGACGGUAUAGAUCAUGCUUAGGCCUCCCGCUGAAAGAGUGCUCGGCUUCGGGUGCAGCAAGGAUGCCAAGACUCGAUUUGUUUAGUAUACUGUAGUGCCGCUCAGCACUUGUAUCUGAAGAUCUUCAUUCCCAAAGCUAUAAAUUCUGUUCUCCCUAGAGUUCACGUCUCUUCAGUCUGGCAAAAACACUCGCGCAUCUUCGUUCGUUCUGUCAUCGUCCAAGAAUUUUUCAUUGCAAAAUCACUCAAUAUCAAUCCUCCGGAAUGCCUAUGUCUAAGCCAACGAUUGUCUUCUGCCAUGGGGCUUGGCACAGCCCCAGCUUUUUCGACAAGGUCAUCAGCAUCCUUGAGCCACAGGGCUACAAGUGCGCCACUUUUUCUUUCCCAGGCACAGGAAAUGUACCAGCAGUGAAAUCACUUGAUGAGGAUAUUGCUGCGGUCAGAUCAGUAGUUCUGAAAGAAAUCGACGCUGGAUCUGAUGUUAUCGUUUCCGCCCAUAGCUGGGGGGGUGUUCCUGCUUGCAGUGCUCUUGAUGGAUUGAGUAAGGCGGAACGACAGCGCGACGGAAAGCCAGGAGGAGUAACAAAGUUGGCCUUUGUUACAUCGUUCAUUCUUCCUGAAGAAACCAGCAUUUCGGAUGUUCUAGGUGGGCCGUUACCGGUCUGGGUCCCGGAUGCUGUGAGAAUUUAUUUACAUGUCUUUUCUGCGACGGCCAUUGCUGACCAAAAUUCACAGGACGGAAAUCUCAAAUUCCCAGACGAAGUAAACAAGGAUGUUUUCUAUCAUGAUCUUCCGUCUGCGGAGGCUGACGAGUGGGUGUCCAAACUAAGAGUUCAAUCUCUCGCAACGUUCAUGACCAAAACAAAGUCAGCAGCCUGGAAGAAAAUUCCAACAUCGUACCUGAUGUGCGAGAACGACAAACCGCUCCCUCUCGAAUUGCAAGAAUCGAUGAUAGCAACAGUCAGGAAGGAGGGUGGAGAGAUUGAGACGGAACGACUGUCCGUAUCUCACGGUCCUCACCUGGUGAUGCCUGAGAAGGUCGCGGGGUUUCUGAGAAGGGCAGCAGGCGAGAAUUUGGAAGGCGACGUAUGAUCUCAGAUUAACCCAACAUGAUAGCAAGCAGAAAAGACUCUAGAUACUGGGUAUGUGAUAAUAGAAGUGAUGAAAGCAUUUCCACGGGCUACACACAAUUCCGUGACCUGUGUGCCCAUUAGGAGGGCCUUGGCAAUUUUUGGAUUUUGACACUUGCGAGUCAAAUGAACAUGGGGAUUUAGAUUCUCCAUGGAACCGAUGCCACCGUUUGGAUAUUCAAAUCAAUGUGCACUUGAUAUGUGUCGUAUUGAUGUUGACGGUCAUUGGAGGCUGGAAAGGGACGGUAAAGGAUUCU
Messenger RNA from Cadophora gregata, 1413 nucleotides. RefSeq lists its product as uncharacterized. The record is from RefSeq and is a predicted model, not a curated record. The coding region runs from base 291 to 1118 and encodes 275 amino acids. Lineage: Eukaryota; Fungi; Ascomycota; Leotiomycetes; Helotiales; Ploettnerulaceae. The transcript has a single exon.